Messenger RNA from Durotheca rogersii, 386 nucleotides. RefSeq lists its product as uncharacterized. Bases 86 to 304 code for a protein of 72 amino acids. Lineage: Eukaryota; Fungi; Ascomycota; Sordariomycetes; Xylariales; Xylariaceae. The record is from RefSeq and is a predicted model, not a curated record. The transcript has a single exon.
UCGUGGUCGUCGGGCAUGGGCGAGAACUCGUCGGGUCACUAUCCGCUGAAGAAUUUCGCUUCGUACCGUACGGUCGGGUUACAUUAUGCCGGCAUUCGACUUACGGCUCGACUGGCUGCUCAACUGGGUUACAUACGCCCUCUUCUCUCUAUGCGUAGCAACCUCCAAUAGCCGCGGCUCUAUAGCCCUCUCCGUCUACUCGAUAGGUGGUGGGCCAUGCUUUCCUCUGGAAGGAUCAGCCAGACAAGCCAUCAACACCCGCUCUAGCACAAGUCCUGGCCGUGCCACCGGUCUCGCCAUCUAAAAUAGCAGCGGUAUGUCUACCUCCGUACUACGCCCGGGUUAUCGCGUAGCUGUUCUAAGAGGUCGAGGGACGACGCUCUCUG